GCGGAAAUUGAUCCGCGCGGUACGAUUCAAUCGUCCCCGAUUGUCUAUUCUCUAGUGCCGAUACCGGAGCAGGAAGAAAAAGUAUAUUACGAAUUGAAAACGUGUCGUCAAUUAUAUCAAAGUGCUGAAACAAAUAAUAUGACAACGUAUUCCAUAUCAGCCGGAUUUCGACAACCACAAUCAUCACAGCAAUCAAUUCUGGAUUUUGACUUUUCGAUUAGCGGAAAUGAUUCAACAAAUGGACGGCAUCAACUUUCACUUGUUGCAUCUCAGCUUGAUCCAUCAUUGCAUUUGAAUAAGAUUCAUCCAAAAAGCAACAAAAAUCUUUCAUUAAAUUCAAAUCAGGACGAUGAUAAUUUAUGCGUAGUAUGCAAUGAUAAAGCUUCAGGAAAUCAUUACGGUGUGCUAAGCUGCGAAGGAUGGCUUUUUCCGAAGAAGCAUCUCCAAGAAAGUGAAUUAUAUAUGUCACAAUCAAAACAAUUGUAUAGUGAAUUUGAACAAUCGAAACAAAUGUCAGUACUGUCGAUUUAA
This is a messenger RNA of Acanthocheilonema viteae, 531 nucleotides long. The record is from the annotation of a GenBank genome assembly. Lineage: Eukaryota; Metazoa; Nematoda; Chromadorea; Rhabditida; Onchocercidae.